AUGGAGGGAGACAGAAGGCUGAAAGAGUGCAAUGUGAGACAGAGGGAGCGGGGGAGACGCGGAUGGAGUGAAUAAGCUGUUUGUUUGUCUCUGCGCUGUCCUCCCUGGCCUUGCCUGGUGCUUGGUGCCUGGCGUCCAGGAUCAUUUCUUUUCAUUACGACCACUGCCAUCCUUGCAUUAGCAUUUUCACUGCCGUGGGGGCAACACUCAAGUGCACGAGUGUGUGUGUGUUCUUGGUUGCUUGCUUGCUACGGGUCUUAUUAUGCAGGGACUCGGGAAAACAGAGAGAGGGGAGCAGGGCCGAGACAUCGACCUGACAUCGCUGAGAUCCACCAUGCCAGCCAGCGGCCCUCUGCAGGGAGGUUCAGCCUCUAAUUUGAACAUGAACCUGUAUGCCACCAAAAAGACAGCAGCUGAGGGCAUGUUGGACAUCGCUCUGUUCCUGGCUAACAUCACACACAUGAAGACUGUAAUCGAACAGGGAGCUGGAUACAGGUAUUACAUUGCUGUCCUGACACUCAUCUCCUUCUCCUUGGCCCUCCAGAUAGUGGCUGGAGUCCUGAUCAUCAUCAUUGCUCGUCUUGAGCUAACCCUCCUACCCUCAUAUCGGCGGUUGUUGAACUUCCUUAACAAUUUGACCACCGGCAUCAUCUUCCUCACCCUCAUCGUCAACAUCAUCAAAGCCGCCUUCGGCACACAACGCAGCUGCUUCCUGCGAUGGCUGCUUCAGCGUUUCAUUCUAUGAUACACAUUUGGGACAUUUGCACGAUAUACGUACGUUCAUCCACAAAAACUAACAUAAAAGCGCAUAUUCAAAGUUGCUUUGUGUAGAAUUUAUGUGUCUAAAUUGAUAAAAACUUGCAUACUUCCACACUAUUCAUGAUACUACCACCAGAUGGCGCCACAGUAGAGAUGUAAUCCUACUAAUCCAGCUUAAUUUUUUAUCCAUUCUGUUGCUGAACAAAAUGCAGUUUAUAACUGUAGUGUGACACACCUUUACACUCAUGAACAUACACACAUUCAGAUUGGGAGUUCGCUCCAGCAUUUAGCCUCAAAGCAAAAUGUAGAAGGAAACUUUCAGUGUUACGUCUGUGUGGUAAACAUGAAUAUACUGCCAGCAGCCAGUUUGCUUAGCUUUGCUUUGCUUAGUUUAGCUUAGCGCAAAGACUAGCAAAAGGGGAAAGCAGAGAGCCUGACUAUGCCCAAAUGUAACAAAAUGUGCCUACCUGCACUUCUAAAGCUCACUUUUUUAGUUACCAGCUGCUAGCUCCAACUUCAUUUUUACAGUAUGAGAGAGGUUAUCAUUCUUCUCAUCUAACU
This is a messenger RNA of Micropterus salmoides (largemouth bass), 1320 nucleotides long. Its product is annotated as ninjurin-2-like. Gene Ontology annotation, cellular component: membrane. The record is from RefSeq and is a predicted model, not a curated record. The transcript is spliced from 4 exons. Gene Ontology annotation, biological process: tissue regeneration; cell adhesion. Bases 263 to 745 code for a protein of 160 amino acids. NCBI's taxonomy places the organism in Eukaryota, Metazoa, Chordata, Actinopteri, Centrarchiformes, Centrarchidae.